UCGUGAAAUUAAUAGCAUCGUUAGUUCUUGGUGGAGGUUUAGGAUAUGGUUUGCUUGUUAUUGCUACACCUGAUAACUCAGAAAUUGUGAAGAAUCUUCCACCUUAUUCAGCACAGAAGCAGGAUCUUUUUAAGCGAUAUAAAGAGAAAACUGAAGGAUUUAUGAACAUAAGGCCAAAUAUUAGUUCCCAGGAAUCCAGGACUCGAAACAGCGCAAACGUUGUUGAAAAAUAGCAUUUAUACAUUAACAUGGAUUCUACGGAACUUAUAGAAGGAAGUUUGCCAGAUCGUAUUACAAAGCGAGAUCGCGAGCGAAAGAAUAUCAUUGAGAGGCGAAGAGAAGAACGACAAUCGCUUGCUGUAGAAUCUGAGCAAAGUAGUUACUUUAAAGAAACAUUUUAUUCUUCUUGCAAGAAAAUCAAGGAUAUGCUGGAUGACGCUCCUAACACACCAACUUCCGCUCUGUCGGGAAUUUUUGAGAAAUCCAACAAAGAAAUCCAGUUGCUUAAGAACUAUUUAUCGCAAUCUAAAAUGUUUCUGAAAGUCUACGACAUAAGACGCGCACAGGAGAAUUUGCAAUUAUUAGAAAAUCAAGCUUCCGAGCUAGAGGUGAAGCUUUUGCCUAAGAAAAAGUUUGGAUUCAAGAAUCGUAGAAUUGUGAAGAAGCCCUCUGACAAGGGACACGACAUCACGGACGGCUUGAAGGAUCUCAAGAUAUCUGAAGGCAUCGUAAAUGGCUCAACCAAGCAAAACAAUAAAUUAUCAAGCAAAUACGGAGACAGUGCUUGCAUGCUGCUGGGUAAAGUGAGCGAGCAACUGGUAUUGGAUGCCGAGAAUGUAAAUAAGAAUGAUAUAUUACUCUCCGACCUAGUUCACUGUACUGUGCGAAUAUAUGGUACACCCAGCACAUUACAUAUGGUGAAUCUGAAACAGUGCACCAUUUUGGUCGGACCGGUGACAUCCUCUGUUUUCGCACACGACUGCAAUGAAUGUGUAUUCGCUUUUGCAUGUCAACAAUUGCGAUUACACUCAUCGACAGACUGUACCAUUUAUUUGCAUGUCACAAGUAGAGCGAUUAUAGAAGAUUGUACAAAAAUACGUGUAGCACCUUACAACUGGUCUUAUGAAGAUCAGACAAGUCAUUUUAAUCUAGCUGGCCUCGAUCCAAAGGUUAACAAUUGGAACUGUAUCGAUGACUUCAAUUGGCUAUCCAGUGAGAAACAUUCGCCAAAUUGGUCUGUUCUAGACCCGGAGCUUCGAGUGAAAACAUGGGAUUAAAUAAAUUCUUGUAAAAAAAUGAAGAAAGCAAUUGACUCUAACAGCUGUAGCCAAAACGUUUUUAAGAAAUCUAAUUCUUCUCUUUUGGAACGUCCAAGUGUCGAUUUAUUUACGUAAAUAAAUUCACAUAUAUACUGUGCUUUUUCACAAGAUGCAAAUGUUAUGUGUUUUAUAUACUUACAACGUCUAAUAAAUUUACUCUUUAUGCAAUAUA
This is a messenger RNA of Linepithema humile (Argentine ant), 1491 nucleotides long. RefSeq names its product Tubulin-binding cofactor C (gene TBCC). NCBI's taxonomy places the organism in Eukaryota, Metazoa, Arthropoda, Insecta, Hymenoptera, Formicidae. The record is from RefSeq and is a predicted model, not a curated record.